GUAGUAUCCUGCAAAGUCAACAGCUGAUUGUAAACUAAAAUGUUUUGUCAACUUGAAUCACAUUUAACUAAAUAAAUCCUCAAUUCAUUCGACCGCCGACAUUGGCUACGAUUAGAAAUGGGAGCUAGUAACUAAUACUAACCUCCUUCGAUUUGUGACUGUAUAUGCACCAAUCCACCUGUUCUCCCUGUAAAUGUGUGAAAAUGACUGAUGUGUCCUAUAUGUGUGUAGCUGUGUUGUUCAUCCUGGGCCAGAUAUAAUACCUAUAGCAAGCAAAAAGAAACAAGAAGACUGAAAAGAUACACCAAGCAAACAUAAACUAAAAAAAAACACUAUAAUAUUACUGUUAGUGAGUAAGACUUUAGAGGAUCAGGGGCACACGCCCGCUUACUGGACCUCUUACGUGACGAGCUGGCAAAAUACCCCUAGUUGGUUGUGCCAAAAAAACCCCAAAGAAGAAGAAGAAAUCCUCAAUUUACCAGGAGAUUGAAAUUAGUUAAUAAACUUUAGUUAUUUAAAGUACGGAGAAGCCCAUAACACUUUCACCCUGUUCCACAUUCCAAACAAGUAAAUUUGUGCUGUGUCCAAGGAAAAUGGUGCUUUUAAGGCUUUUGAGGGCUAGUAGUUCUGGACUUUGCAAUUUGUGUUUGAAGAGAGUUGCAUUUUUAUAACGCUGUGGGUUGUGUGAAAUGCACUAUCCCAUUGUGAACUACAAACACAAUUGACUUUCUAUGAGGACUUUAGAGAAAAAUAAAAAUACUACUUAACAUUGCUACUAAUACAAAGGUGGUAAUAAUGGAUACUCAAGUAGAAACGGCAGUAAGAAUAUGCCCUAUGCUAGAUGUCAGACAAAAUCAACUGUAUGUAGAAAGUGACAGUGUAAAUAAUGUGAUCAAAGUAGCUAAUAGUAGCACCUACCAAGUAGAUCAUGCUUUACCCUACAAUUGUUCUCAGAAAACUGUAUUCAUUGAAGCCAUAGAGCCACUAAUUCAAUAUUUCCUGGAUGGAUGUGAUGUCAGUGUAGUUACCUUCGGGCAAAUAGCAACAGGCAAAACUUAUACGUUAUAUGGACCUGGCGUCCAAUAUACAAGUGAAUUCGAAUAUGGGAUGAUUCCCAGGUUCAUAAGAGAAUUUUUAACGAGGCUGAAUGGCAAAAAGCCGAAACCAAAUAUCCUGGAGGAAACAUGGUCUGUACAUAUAGCUUGGUCUCAGAUUACAGGCGCUUCCGUUGAGAAUCUACUCGACUCUCCCAGUGUGGAAGUAGGAGAUAUUUUACAUGCUUUUGAAGUCAUUCAUUUAGGCUUGACCAAUUUGGCUGGAAAAUCGGUACACACACUGUUCACCGUUACAUUAGAACAGCAUCAGGUACUGAACGGUUCAGUCCAUCGUAAAAUAUCCACCGCAAGCUUCGUUGAUCUAGCUGGAUGUAAAAAUAUUGUUUUAUGUGAUCCUCAUGGAAAGUUCCAGGCAGCACCAUCCGAUAUGGCAAUUCAAGCACUCCAAACCUGCAUAAUGCUGCUCGCUGAUCAGCAAAUUAGAAAUACUGGGACGCUGUCUAAUUCACCAAAUUCCAAUUCCAUUUCAAUUCCCUAUGAUCAAUCAGUAUUGACAACCCUUCUAAGAGAUUCGUUUGGGGGAAGGGCAAAGACUGUGUUUUUAUGUUGUGUUUCUCCGCUUAUUCAAGAUUUUGGACACACCACCUACGUGCUAAGCUUAGCUGCCAGAGUACAACUGAUAAUGAAUUAUGUAACCGUCAAUUCCUAUGUUACUCCGCAAAACCCCGCUGCUGAAAAUUUCGAUAUUUUCAGUCUUCAGUUCGCAGCUAAUCAACUUCUAAAAUUAGUAUCAAAUGCUGAGGAGUUGUUUCACAAGCUCAUUAAUGCGGGCGAUUUGAAGAAGACUGAACUGGAACAAAUCUCACAAUGGCUAAUAUUGAAACAGGAGUGUGAAGAGUGUUUAAGUAGUGCUUCAGAACCGCGUAGAUCACUGGAAAAGAUCGAAGAAGAAAUUGAAGACUUUUCUAAUGAAAACAGUUCAGAGAGUGAAGAAGACUCGGUUGAUGAUGAUGAAGAUGAUGAUGAUGAUGAACAUCAAAUUGGCUUAGAGGCACUUCUGGUGGAAUUUCAACUAAAGACUGAUAAUCUAGUUUCGGAAAGCAAUGGAGCUGAUCUUGCAUCAGCCGUACUAAGUUAUAAUUCUGGGAAAUGCUCAUCUCGUUUGAAAGCAGGGGUUAGAGGUCGACGGAAUAGCGUCCAUGUAAUUGACCAGUUGUCCAAAGUUGAAGACUUUCAAAAUCAGCCCACUGUUAGCGACGAUGGGGUGCUUGAUGAGACCGACACAAGUUAUGACUUGGAAAAACCUCUAACUGCGAAGUCUAGAGCGAAAGCUUUAAAACAGAUAAACCUGAGAAUCAAGGGUUUUGAGACGCAGAUUUCUGACCUUAAGCAGACUAUACGGAUAAAGGAGAAUCUUAUUCGCCAACUGCUAAAACACAAAGAUACCAAAACGAAUGCGUACAGUAAAGUAGAACAUAAAUUGCAGAAGCUAACGAAAGAAUUCAAAAUUACCCAGGAAAAACUGGCUCAGGCACGUAAAAAUAACAAUCACUUUCUUGAAAUUAAAUAUCGGGAAGAGUUGGAGGAAGUAGAAAAUAAACUAAAGGAUAUAAAAGAUUUGAAGAGCUUUACAGAUGAUGAUAAAAAACGGCUAAUCGAACUUGAGGAUAGUAUGAAGUGUUUUCAGAGGCAGCUGAACAAUACGACAAAGCUGAAAAAGCGAGAAGAAAAAAGGAAAAAGGAAUUAGAAUCUCUAGUGUUGGAUGACAAAGUAACUGUUUCCAAUGAAAAAGUUGAUAAAUCCAAACAAAGCUACGAAGAUUCUAAAGCUUUGGUAUUACUUAACAAGUCCAAUUCUGAUGUGGAAGACAGUAGUUUGUCAGUUUCAAGUGAAAUGCUGGAUAACCAUAGGCAUGAAAUACGAAAUUUGCGAAAAUCUCGCGAGUUUCUUGUAGAUCAACUGUGCCAAUUGGACUCCAAAUUAAAAAAGAAGCAAUUUUUAAACGAUUUGGAAGAGAGGCAACUCGUUCAGUAUGAAGAAGCCAUUGAAGCAAUCGAUAUGACCAUUGAAUAUAAAAAUGAGCUUCUUUGCGGAAAACGCAAUAUUCAUGAAAAGACGAUUGAAAAAGUGGAAGAACCAGCCGAAGUUUUGCUAAUGGAACGAUUGAUGCAUUUUACCGAAAAUGAACUCCGCAUGUUGUUAUACAAAUAUUUUCAGAAGAUUAUCGAACUUCGAUUAAGUGGAAAAAAACUGGAAUUGCAAGUUAUAGAUUAUGAAAAGCAGAAUGAAACAAUUGCAAAUAGAGUACAAAUUUUAAGCCGCAACUUGCAGCAAGUUCGACUGGAAGGCGAACGGCGCGUUGUAAAUUUACAACAGCAACAUGAAGACAAGAUUCAUCUCGUUUUGAGGCACUUGGCCAAUGACAGUGGAGGUGGGGACGACAGCAAAAUAAUGCGCAUAUUUGGAAAACAAUCAAUACCACGACCAGUUGCUGGAUCGACCAGUAAAGUUAACAAAAGCAGCUUAAUUACAAGAAUAACCCGUAUUGCCCGAACUGAAAUUGUUCCCAGGCAGCUUCAAAGCGUGCUGCCUUCUCCACAGGCUAAAAUUACAAGGGAAAAGAACAAGCUGUUUAUACAGCAGACGAAUAAUUCCGAAUUAUGAAUGUGAUAUAUUUGUAAGGAUUACAUUUGAUAAUGUGUUUCAAAAUUGUAAAAUAAUGUAAGCAUGUAUUUCAAAAUUGAUGUGGCACUGCAUAUCGGAGAAUCAGCUCGGCGAAAUAAGCCAAACAUUUAUAUGAACAUGGUUUGCAAAUGCUGUGUCUAGAUGCAGAAUUUUUCCUUUUUUCGUUGGUUUGUUUAUUACUUGUAUGUAAAAGAAUUUACAAGACUACGUUUCUUUACGGUUUUUCUGUGAUAUUUAAUGUAACCCACUGAACAUAGUUUGUUUUUGUCAGUUAACUUUGUGGAAAUGUUUUGUAAAAUUAAAUGCAGAUUUCUAAAAUCAUUAA
Molecule: messenger RNA, 4066 nt
Organism: Dendroctonus ponderosae (mountain pine beetle)
Lineage: Eukaryota; Metazoa; Arthropoda; Insecta; Coleoptera; Curculionidae
Gene: cos
Product: kinesin-like protein costa
Exons: 6
Coding region: 796-3720 (974 amino acids)
Biological process (GO): microtubule-based movement
Cellular component (GO): kinesin complex; microtubule
Molecular function (GO): ATP binding; microtubule binding; ATP hydrolysis activity
Source: RefSeq, a predicted model, not a curated record